Messenger RNA from Exophiala mesophila, 1710 nucleotides. RefSeq lists its product as uncharacterized. The transcript is spliced from 3 exons. NCBI's taxonomy places the organism in Eukaryota, Fungi, Ascomycota, Eurotiomycetes, Chaetothyriales, Herpotrichiellaceae. Gene Ontology annotation, cellular component: transcription factor TFIIF complex. Gene Ontology annotation, biological process: transcription by RNA polymerase II; transcription initiation at RNA polymerase II promoter. The coding region runs from base 62 to 1222 and encodes 386 amino acids. The record is from RefSeq and is a predicted model, not a curated record.
CUUUAACUCACAUUCCAACGUCUGCUAAAUUGCUGUGGUUUUUGCGAUCGCCCCCCUCAUCAUGGCGACUUUGCAGGGUUCCGGCGUUCCCAAACUCAAGGUUGAGUCAGUCGACCAAACGAUCAAGCCAGAACCCAUGGACGAAGACGACUCUCCACCUUACAUGGACGUCGACGAUGAAGAUGGGUAUGAAGAGGACAUCGGCGACUUGGAUUUCUCACGUGUCCAACAACCGCUAUGGCUCGGUCAUGUUUCACGGUCACUGUGGGCAGCUUUAGACGAUUUCAAGGACGACGCCGAGAUUGAAAUUGGCACCAUCAGAAUCGAAGGCGCGGAGAACAAUCCUUCGAGGGUCAGCUUAUUACUUAACGGACUUUCUCAGUUCCAAAAAGAACCCAAAGAAUAUAUCCUCUCAACCCCUCCCGUGGAGAAGGUUCGGUCUCGACGCCCCGGCCAGUCCAUGGUUUUCUCUGAGAAAGACCUGCCUGGUUUUAAGCCGCGAAAUAUUGGAGGGCCUGGAAAGGUCGACUCGGAUGGGACACCAUUCCAGGGUCGCUCCAAUCUUUACGACAGCCACAAACGCGAACUGCGGAAGAAGGAAAACAAAGGUCGUUUUGUACCAUAUGCGCGACGCCCGAUUCCCAAACAGACGGCUAUCACAGGCACGGUGACCAAAGAGUAUGAGUUGACACCAGUCAAGAAUGAGGAGUAUUUCGCCCUCGAAGCCAGACGGGCAGCAGAGAUGCUCAAGGUGGCCGAGAAGGACACUUCGGUCUUUGCUACUGGCGACGAAGAUCCAUCCAAGAAACACAUUCCAUUCAUGAGUUCAGCAGACAAGGCUAGUGCAAUGAGGAAUGCACAAGCUCGCCGACAAGCUCAAAAGGAAACGCGGGCCGCGCGUAUCGACAAACCAAUCCUCAUCGACAAAUUACUCGAUCUGUUCCGUCAACACCGAAUCUGGGGUCUUCGGGACCUCAAAUCAAGAGUCAACCAACCCGAGGCGUAUCUUCGCGAAGUUCUAUCAGAAAUAGCCUUUAUGUGGAAAGCAGGCGACUUCAACGGCAAAUGGGAAUUGAAACCGGAAUUCAAGAAUGACUCGUUGUUACAAAACCCAGCAGGCGGUCAAGUCGCACCCAAGGCCGAAGACUCGGACAUGGAUCGCUCGGGAGUGGAUGAGGGAGAUGAUGAUGAGGAUGAGAUUUUGGAAGACGUGGAACCUUAGAAAGCACCUAUCGAUUCUCACGAUUCUAUCGAGAGCUCAGUGCUCUCUCGUUCUCUUCCUUGACCCUAAACUGGGUUUGGCCGGAUGGUUUAUCCAUGUGUGUCCAAAAAAGAUCUGCAAGCAGGUUACGGUUGUUGUGCAUUUGCAACAAGCAUCAUUGGCAUGAUUUGGCGCGGAUAUUGGCAUCAGCGGGCGUUUACUAUCAGGUUCCAUGGAUUUACGAUAGUCGGGAGAAGGUGAUAUCCGGAGAAUCACUUUUGGGAACCACAAGGACUGGAUACAUGACUUUGUACGAUACCCAGGCGGGAAAAGGUCUUUGAAACGGCCGAGAAAGGGAGAUAGUGACAUUGGAGCCGUGAAGCCAUGACAUUGUUGUUGAUGUCGUUCUGGUAGAAAGACGCAGUGCAUCCAUACUCAUCAUAUGUAUGUUAUGUAUGUAUGUACUGUUUGGCGAUCACUGCCCACCAAUAAUACAUCAUCAAAUCCCC